This is a messenger RNA of Rosa chinensis, 858 nucleotides long. Its product is annotated as protein FAR1-RELATED SEQUENCE 5-like. Gene Ontology annotation, biological process: regulation of DNA-templated transcription. The transcript has a single exon. The record is from RefSeq and is a predicted model, not a curated record. Lineage: Eukaryota; Viridiplantae; Streptophyta; Magnoliopsida; Rosales; Rosaceae. Bases 1 to 858 code for a protein of 285 amino acids.
AUGCCAUUUGCCCCAUUUACUGGAGUAAACCAUCACUUUCAAUCCAUACAAUUUGGAUGUGCCCUUUUGCAAGAUGAGACGGAGGUAACAUUUCUAUGGUUAUUUGAGACGUGGCUUGAAGCUAUGGGAGGUCGACAUCCAUUAUGUAUUAUCACUGAUCAAGAUUUGGCAAUGAAAGGAGCAAUAGCUAAAAAUUUUCCCAAUACUCGUCACCGCCUCUGCAUUUGGCAUAUAAAGAAAAAAUUUGGUGAAAAGUUGUCACAUGUAUAUUAUAAAAAGUCUGAUUUCAAGACUAGCAUGAAAAAGUGUAUAUGGGCAACAUACAGAAUUAAGGAUUUUGAAGAGCAAUGGAAGAAGUUGAUUGAGGAGCAUGAAUUGGAACAAAAUGAAUGGCUACAACAACUUUAUGAAAUUCGUGAAUCUUGGGUUCCAGUAUAUAAUCGUAGCACAUUUUUUGCCGGAAUGAAUACAACAGGCCGUAGUGAAGGUACUAAUGCAUUUUUUGAUGACUUUGUUACAUCAAUGACCAAUCUGAGAGAAUUUGUUGUCAAGUAUGAACAAGCCUUACAGAAGAUUAUUACAAGGGAAAGUAGCGAAGAUUUUACAUCAGAGCAUAAAUAUCGUAUUGUAAAUGAUGAUGACUUUCUUUUGAAACAUGCAGCACAGGUGUACACUAGAAAUAUAUUUGAAAAAUUCAAGAGAGAAUGGUCUAGAAUCAAAAGGCUCAAGGUUGAAGAAAGGGGUUCCGACAAUCAGUUUCACAGAUACUCAGUGAUGAAGAAAACUGAUAACUCAAAAGAGUUUUUAGUGGAGUUGAAUUUACAAACACAUGUGCACUACUACAAAUAUGACAUUUAA